Molecule: messenger RNA, 183 nt
Organism: Prunus armeniaca (apricot)
Lineage: Eukaryota; Viridiplantae; Streptophyta; Magnoliopsida; Rosales; Rosaceae
Source: the annotation of a GenBank genome assembly
AUGAAGGUGGAGUUGGUGGUUGUGGUAGUGGUGGUGGUGGUGUUGGUUAUGGAGGUGGUGGUGAAUGUGGAGGUUUUGGAGGAGGUGGUAGUUGUGGUGGUGGUGGUGGUGGUUGAGGUGGAGGUGGAUGAGGUGGUGGCGGCGGUGGUGGUGGUUGUAGAGGUAGUGAAUGUGGUGGUGUAA